CACGUGACCCUGCUCGGGGAUAAAUGGACUGAGCGGCCCGGCUCGGCAGCCGCUCUACCGCAGGCCCGUGGUCCCCCGAGACUGACAGCCCGCUCCGGAGCCCGCACCGACAGCCGCCGGCCGCACGGAGCGCCCGCAACCCGACAGCAUGACCCUGGAUUUGUCAGAGGCCCUGAAGGAGGCCACCAAGGAGGUGCACACCCAGGCAGAGAAUGCUGAGUUCAUGAGGAACUUUCAGAAGGGCCAGGUCACCCGAAAAGGCUUUAAGCUGGUGAUGGCCUCCCUCUACCACAUCUACGUGGCCCUGGAGGAGGAGAUCGAGCGCAACAAGGAGAACCCGGUCUAUGCCCCGCUCUACUUCCCGGAGGAGCUGCACCGCAGGGCUGUCCUGGAGCAGGACAUGGCCUUCUGGUAUGGACCCCGCUGGCAGCAGACCAUCCCCUACACGCAGGCCACGAGGCGCUAUGUGCAGCGACUCCAAGAGGUGGGGCGCAUGCAGCCCGAGCUGCUGGUGGCGCACGCCUACACCCGCUACCUCGGUGACCUGUCUGGGGGCCAGGUCCUCAAGAAGAUUGCUCAGAAGGCCCUAGACCUGCCCAGCUCUGGCGAGGGUGUGGCCUUCUUCACCUUCCCCAACAUUGCCAGCGCCACCAAGUUCAAGCAGCUCUACCGCGCCCGCAUGAACUCCCUGGAGAUGACCCCUGAGGUCAGGCAGCGGGUAAUCGAAGAGGCCAAGACGGCAUUCCUGCUCAACAUUCAGCUGUUUGAGGAGGUGCAGGAGCUGCUGACUCACGACGCCGAGGACCAGACUCCCUCACAGGCCCCAGGGCUUCGCCAGUGGGCCGCCAGCAGGACGCAAGACUCUGCUCCCACAGAGACUCCCAGAGGGAAGGCCCAGCUCAGCAUCCUGCCCCAGGCUCCGCUUCUCCGAUGGGUCCUUACACUCAGCUUUCUGGUGGCAACGGUUGCUGUGGGGCUUUAUGCCAUGUGAACGCAAGCGUGCUGGCUCGUGGGGGCCGUGAACUCUGUCCGAAGGAGCCCUCUUUCCGGAGAGGGAAAAUCUCCUGGCUGCUUUCCUUACUUACCUUGGGCACGGAAGGUUGUCAGGGCCCCUGCCCUCUACCUGUGUCCCUCUCUGGAAAGGAAGGUUUUUGUGGCAUCUUCCCCAAACGCACAUCAGCCCAUGACCUGAACUUCAAAGCAGGGCAAGGAUACCUUCCUGGCCCCUAAACAUCCUGCGUUCCUGCAGCAGAGCCUGGGAGACAUGGCCAGGAGCAGCAGCUCUCCUGCACCUCAGCUGCCCUGGGUUCACGGUCUCCGUGUUGACAUGACUGCCUUCCCUGUGGGCCAUGGCGAUUUUUAAUAUAAAUGUGCAAAGAUGUUGUGUCUUUGGUCUGUCUUGUUUUUGUUAGAGCCAC
Molecule: messenger RNA, 1418 nt
Organism: Manis pentadactyla (Chinese pangolin)
Lineage: Eukaryota; Metazoa; Chordata; Mammalia; Pholidota; Manidae
Gene: HMOX1
Product: heme oxygenase 1
Exons: 5
Coding region: 149-991 (280 amino acids)
Biological process (GO): response to oxidative stress; heme oxidation; heme catabolic process
Molecular function (GO): heme oxygenase (decyclizing) activity; heme binding
Source: RefSeq, a predicted model, not a curated record